AUGAACAUCCUGCUCAUCAACGGCCCCAACCUCAACCUGCUGGGCACCCGCGAACCGCACCUCUACGGGAGCACGACGCUCGCCGAGGUGGAAUCCCAAGCGAAAACCCAAGCCAGCUCGCUAGGCGCCCACCUGGCCUGUUUCCAAUCCAACCACGAGGGCGCCCUCGUGGAUCGUAUCCAAGAAGCCCGCUCCCAGGGCGUCGACGCCAUCAUCAUCAACCCGGGAGCGUACACGCAUACCUCGGUCGCCAUCCGGGAUGCCCUCUUGGGCGUGGACAUCCCUUUCAUCGAACUGCACGUCACCAACGUCCAUGCCCGCGAGGAAUGGAGACAUCGCUCUUAUUUCAGUGACAAGGCGGCGGGCAUCAUUGUCGGCCUGGGGGUUUACGGGUAUAAAGUUGCGGUCGACCAUGUUGUUCUGAAUUUCAAGAAUUAA
Molecule: messenger RNA, 438 nt
Organism: Penicilliopsis zonata CBS 506.65
Lineage: Eukaryota; Fungi; Ascomycota; Eurotiomycetes; Eurotiales; Aspergillaceae
Exons: 1
Coding region: 1-438 (145 amino acids)
Biological process (GO): quinate catabolic process
Molecular function (GO): 3-dehydroquinate dehydratase activity
Source: RefSeq, a predicted model, not a curated record